CUCCUUCAACCUCAUUUACGCUACAUUCCGUCCCUUUCUCUCUCUCUUCUUCUCCUUCACCACAUUUCCGCUCAAUCACAAAACUCUCUCACCAAUCUUCUCAGCAGGCACGAUGCUGUAAAGAUUCUUCCCUCAUCCACUUCAUCCCAUUCAUUAACAGUGAGACCAACGAGAACGACGCCAAGCCAGCGGCAGAGAGCAACAACAACGACAUCAUGGCCGACGUCGACAUCCAACCGCUCUCGCGCCACGACAGUCUGUUGUCUGUAGAAUCAGAGCCCUCAUCGCCCUUUCCUACCGAGCUGAUCGGUAAACGAGUCCUGCUCGCCACCGAAUCACUCGGCCCCGUCAAUGGCGUGUCACGAACGACGCAGAGUCUGGUCGAUUACCUGCGCAGCAAUGGCGUGCAUGUUGCCACCUGCGCCCCCUACUAUAAAGGCCAGCCCAUCACCGCCGACUCGAAGCCCCAAAGGCAACCCAUCGUCAACAAGGACUGGACGCGAGCCAUCGAAGCCAAAGCAUCCUCGCUAGCUUCGAGAGCAAUCGGUGGCGCCUGGUCUUGGCACGUUGAUCGCGACGAGGAGGCGCGAAAGGAAUCACAGCCACUGCUUCAGACGUCGCGGAAACCGCCCAUGCUCAAUCGUCAGAGGAGUGAAGAUGCUCGACGCCAUAUCGAACGUGCUCGCAGACAACGAACGAAUCCGGAGUUCCGCCUGCAAGGUUACCCUCUACCCUACAAUCCCGAUCUGACUGUCGCCUACCCAUUCCGCUUGGGCAAAGUCUACGAUCACACCUUCCAGCCGGAUGUCAUCUACUUGGCCAGUCCUGCCUCUGUAGGCUUCCAAUUCUUACUCCAGCUGCGCCAGCUCGACAACCCACCUCCCACCCUACUCAAUUUUCAAACCGAUCUGGCUGCAUACGCCGGCAUUCUGUUCCCAUCGCCGCUCGAUCGAUAUGGCGCCUGGCUGCUGCACAUUGCGCAGGGCUUUUUGUUCCGCGCCGCCGUGGUGCACACCAUCUUUUACCCCUCCGCCUAUGUGCGCAAGUACAUGGAAGGCACAGGCGCGCCUUCCGAAAAGAUGAUACAGCUCGGCCGUGGCGUCGACACGCAGCUCUUCAACCCCGCGAGGCGCGAUGAUGCCUAUCGACGUUCCAUUGCACCGGACGGAGAGAUCAUCUUUUGCUGCAUCUCUCGCAUCGCGCCGGAAAAAGGCUUCGACUUCUUGGCACAAGCCGCUAUAAAGCUGAGAGAGACGGGGCUCCAAUUCAAGCUGCUCAUUGUGGGUGGCAACAAGAAUCCUGCCGUGAUGAAAGAAGUACAAAGCUACUUCAAGACCAUUCAGGAUCACGUCGUCUUCACCGGCAUGCUGCGCGGCGUGGAGCUCGCCAAAGCAUAUGCUGCCGCCGACGUCUUUCUGCAUUGCUCCAUCACAGAGACCUUUGGCUUGGUGGUGCUGGAGUCCAUGGCUUCCGGCGUCCCUGUCAUCGCACGUGAUGAAGGGGGUCCGAGCGAGACGGUCAAACAUGGCCGAUCCGGCUACCUCGUGCCCCCUCAUGAUCUCGACACGUUUGUGAGAUAUGCGGAGGAGCUGGGCACGAACCACACGCUUCGGGCGGAGAUGAUCGACCACGCCCGCGAACAAGCCCUCAACACCACCUGGGACAAAAUCAACAAUCAGGUCGCUCGACGAUUAGUAGAUGCUGUGCGGACACACGGCUCCCGCGAAUCUACGCCAGUGCACGGCUACUAUGGUACGUGGGCCGCGACGUGUCGCGUAUAUCUUGCCGUCGGCAUCGUCUGGAUCUUUUGGUUCAUCGCCGUAGUUCCGAUGUUGAUGUGCGGCUUUGUGCAUGGUUUCUUUACAUGAUGUUUGCCCCAUUGAUCGGGCCCAGUGACACGGUCCUUUGCAUGCGAAGCACCCAACGGCGUUCAUUGGUGGUGCGUACUUGACACAUCAGGGUGGCGUAAUGCUUCGACUUGAAUGAAUAUGACGAGAAACUGGUGGCAUGUGUGAUGAUGAUGAUCUUCAGCGAUAUACCCAACAGCAUUUGCGUCAGAAUUGUGGCUACCUAUAUAAACAUGGCGUUAAUGGAAUUCCC
Molecule: messenger RNA, 2100 nt
Organism: Sphaerulina musiva SO2202
Lineage: Eukaryota; Fungi; Ascomycota; Dothideomycetes; Mycosphaerellales; Mycosphaerellaceae
Product: glycosyltransferase family 4 protein
Exons: 3
Coding region: 216-1868 (550 amino acids)
Molecular function (GO): glycosyltransferase activity
Source: RefSeq, a predicted model, not a curated record